AUGACGGCAGUAGAGGCCGAUCAGAAUGCUGCGUGCAGUGCCGCCGUGAUAGGAAAUGUACUAAAUUAUAAUAACCGCGCAGGUGGUGAGGGGCAUGUUGACUUGACUGAUAUUGUGGGUGUGCUCCCCCGGCCGGGACAUCAAUCAGAACACCUUGUGCUCUUUUUGGACCAAACUCAAGGUCACGAAGACGAUAUAUGUCCUCGUCUUGCAAAAAUAUGCAUAUCUUCUCUGGUGAAGGGAUUGUCCCCGUUUUUAAGGGAGAUUCCCAGUUAUCUCCAACAAGGCGAGCCCGUACAGGUUGUGAUAUCUACACAGUCUGGGACAGGAAUAGCAAAAACAGUAUUCCAGCGUGCUGUGCAGCCUUUCCUGACUUAUCUGGCCAUUUCUCACCAGGUACAUGAAACCCAGUCAGACCAGACGAUCCUUGGACUGUCUCAAUCACAAUUCCUCGAGCGAGCCUGUGCGGGGAUUCCGCAGACUAUUAUUCUCCUGUCCGGAGAUGGGGGCCUCAUCGACAUCGUUGAUGUCUUCUACAGAACUCAUCGCAAGAUCUACGUUCCACCGCAUAUUGCCUUGGUCCCCUGUGGGACAGGGAACGCGAUGGCAAGCUCGAUUGGACUACGGUCUGGCCCGGCUUCUAGCCUCACUGGACUUCUUCAGGGACAACCUGUUCCGGUGCCCAUUUUCGCUGCCAGGCUCUCUGCCGGUAGCCGGCUUGUUGUUGACGAGGGUCGCCAUCGUUCUCAGAUAGAUGCCGAAUCCGACGCUCCUCACCGCACAAUGUACGGUGCAGUGGUUGCGAGCUGGGGAUUACAUGCGGCACUGGUCGCAGAUAGUGACACUAUUGAAUAUCGCAAGUUCGGAUCCGAGAGGUUUAAGAUGGCAGCCAAUGAGCUCCUCUACCCAUCUGAUGGCACAGAUCCUCAUCGGUUUCAGGGAAAGAUCACCUUGACUACAAUGGACAGGCAGACCGGAGAUCUUUGCGAGAAGGCAAUAGAGGACCACGAGCACACUUAUGUGCUUGCAACUCUUGUCCCCAGAUUGGAGAAGGAAUUUCUGAUUUCGCCCGAUUCGGAACCUCUCGGUGGACAAAUGAGGCUCCUGCGCUUCGGUCCUCUACCCGCUGAAGAGACAAUGCGCCUCAUGAGCAUGGCUUAUGAGGAAGGCAAGCACGUGCGCGAAGAAACCGUGACCUACGAUGAGGUGGAGCGUCUACGCAUCGAUUUCUAUGAGGACGAAGAAAGAUGGAGACGAGUUUGUAUCGAUGGCAAGAUUGUGGCAGUCGAAAAGGGAGGUUGGAUAGAGCUUCACAAAGAGUCUCGUCAGCUGCUAAAUGUGAUCAAGCCAUGA
This is a messenger RNA of Penicillium maclennaniae, 1353 nucleotides long. RefSeq names its product ATP-NAD kinase PpnK-type. Gene Ontology annotation, cellular component: membrane; cytoplasm; intracellular membrane-bounded organelle. Lineage: Eukaryota; Fungi; Ascomycota; Eurotiomycetes; Eurotiales; Aspergillaceae. Bases 1 to 1353 code for a protein of 450 amino acids. The transcript has a single exon. The record is from RefSeq and is a predicted model, not a curated record. Gene Ontology annotation, biological process: sphingosine biosynthetic process.